Ilex paraguariensis (yerba mate) is the source of this 2911-nucleotide messenger RNA. The record is from the annotation of a GenBank genome assembly. Lineage: Eukaryota; Viridiplantae; Streptophyta; Magnoliopsida; Aquifoliales; Aquifoliaceae.
AGCUAACUUAUUAUGUUUGUUGACAUGCUUUAUAUUUUUUUAGCUAAAUUAUUGUGUUUAUAAUUUUUUUUUAUUAUAUGGCUGAUCCAACCAGGUAAUCCAAACCGGUCCCUCGGCCGAGUCAAUGUUCAAUCCGGUUUUGAUCAUGGUUGUCAAAAUCUCGUUCAAGAUCUUAGGAUCUUAUGAUACGACGAUCCGAAAUAUACAAAUCGAUCUAAAUCUCUUGUAGAAUCCCAAAUUGAUAGGAAAUGAAUCGUGGCCCGGAUCUUAUAGGAUCAUAGAAUUCCUAUCCGAAUUGUGAUUUUACUCAUCCUAUUACUAGUUGUUAAGUUUGCUUGUUAGGUGCAUUUAGUUAUUAAGAUUGUUUUAAUACUUAAAGACUCAAUCUAAAUGUGAUUCUCUCGUAUACAUUUAGAUUCUCUUCUAUAAUUGUCAGUCGAUUAUGAAAUUCUAGCGGAUGAGAAAAGCUACAUGAAGUUCAUUUCACUAUCAAAAUCUCUAUUCAUUUGUUUGUCUCUCUCAUUGAAAAGAAAAAACAACUGUUAGGUUUGAUCUCACAAGUGAUAAUUGUCAAAUAGUCAUUUAUUUUCACUCCUAUUUUUUUUUUUGAUGUUGAAUUGUUAAAAGUUGUUUAUUCAACAAUUUCUCAACUUUGCGGGCUCUCAUUUAUAUUUGUCUCUCUAAAAAUUAAGAUCAAAUACUUAAAUUUUUCUACUUCUCACAACAUCUCACGAGAUUCAUAGUCUGCCUUUGAUUUUUAACUAUUCAAAACUGAGACUGUAGUUUCCCAAAUUCUAAUCAUAUUUCUAAGUUUUUUGUUUUAUAUAACACUUGAUGUACAUAUAUGCUAGCCUUGCAUAUAUUUUGUUCCUUGUUUUUUUAAUUUGUAGGAACUUCGAUUUAUGUGAAUUUUUGCUUUAUCAGUUUGACUGUGAUUGUGACUGAUUUUCAUUGUGACUUUCUAAUUUAUGCUUUAUCAAUUGUGGUUGUGAUUGUGAACAUGUUUGAUAUUUUUUGCUUUUAUUUGACUCAUCAUGUAUAAAAUAUGGUAUUGUUAUAAAUAUCAUAUUUUUUACCUUAAUUAUUAUGUGUUAUUAUUAUUUUUAUAUUCUUAUCAUCUGACUGGUCUGACCAGUUGACCACAUAAUGUAUGUUGUUGAAUGCAUCGGAAGGAUCAUAUAAUUCUUUUACAUGCUAGUUGUAUGAUAUCUUAUUUCCUUCAUGUAGACAAUAUCAUGUACUGUAUCAGUUUUUUAUUCUUUUUGUGAAGGACUCAUUAUAUGAGUUCUUAUAUGGAAUUUUCUUCUGUUAAACACAUCCUUAUGGAGGAAUUCAUUAUUUUUAGAUUUCCAUAUUGAGCUUACACCAUUUUUCCCAUCUUGUUCAACUUUUGCUGCAGGUUUUUCUGAAGGAGGAAGGUAAAGAUGCUACAAAAUGUUCCACACCAAAUUGUACAAUCACCAGCCAGAUUAGGCCUACCCAACCAUAAUUCGCCGUCUCUUCAAAACCAAACCCCUCCCAAAUUCUCCUCUCAAACUUCUCAAUCUCAUCACUCCCAUCACCAAGGGAAUGUGUCAAGUACAACCACCACCUCCUCAACCCUCCUUCCUCUCCUACCACCUCUAUCUAGAGCGCAAUCUCUUCUCCUCCAAAUGGCUUCCCUUGCCUCCAGACUCUUUGAAGUCUCUCCAAAUCGGCCCCAUUGGCUUAGUGCCUUCCGUGGCUCCCUUCCUUCCUUUCUAUCUUCCCAAACCCAAUCCUUGACACCAACUCCACCAGACUUCUUGCCUUCCUCCACCAAAGAAAUCCUUUCUCUUUUCACAACUCUUCAAACUCAGCUCUUUGAGGCUGUUGCAGAACUUCAAGAAAUUCUAGAUCUGCAAGAUGCUAAGCAGAAACUCACCCGUGAUAUUCGGUCCAAAGAUUCUGCAAUGCUUGCCUUUGCCAACAAACUUAAAGAAGCUGAGCGGGUUCUUGACAUCCUUGUAGACGAUUACUCUGAUUAUCGCCGUGCCAAACGUUCAAAGUCUGAGGAUGAUAUAGACAAUUCUUGUACCACAACCGUUUCAACUCAGCUAAAUUUAUCUGACAUUUUGUCAUAUGCCCAUAGGAUAAGCUACACAACUUUUGCGCCACCAGAAUUUGGUGCUGGUCAGGCUCCUCUCCGUGGGGCACUCCCACCUGCUCCACAAGAGGAGCAAAUGCGUGCAUCUCAAUUAUACAGCUUUGCUGAUCUAGAUGUUGGUUUACCCAAGUCCGUCGAAAGUGAGGAGAAAACAAUUGAGCCACUCAUUGAAACAGCAGCUAUGCAACCAGUAGAAUCCAAUCCACUUGCUAAUCUGCCUGCACUUCAGGGCCUGAUUCCUCCAAAUAUUGUGGUACCAUCAGGAUGGAAACCUGGGAUGCCUGUGGAGUUGCCUAGCGAUAUGCCUAUUCUUCCUCCGCCUGGAUGGAAGCCUGGUGAUCCAGUUGCACUGCCCCCGUUGGAUUCUCUUCCUGUUCCUCAUAGGAUCGAAGAGCAACAACCACGACUCAUUCCUGCUCAAGGAUUGGCGAAGGCACCUGAGCCAAUACAGGUUCGGCAUGUGCAGCUUGAUAUUGAUGACGACAGUAGUGAUUAUAGCAGUGAUGAGGUGAGUUCUGAUAGUGAAGAUUGACUGUCAGCCAAGUUUCUUCUUUCUGCUUGGUAUAAUUUUUUGCUUUAGAUAGGAAUGCUAGAGGCCUCCAAGGGUUGUGCCAGUCCUCCACUAUGGAAAACCAAAUUUGUAACUGAUUCCAGUGCAGGAAUCGAUCAAUUUUACCUAAAAACUUUUUUUUUUCAAUGUUUGGCUUUCUUUGUAACAUAUACAAAGUAGUUGUUGGAGUAAACAUGGAUUAUCGUUGAAAUUUCAAUCUACAUCCGACCAAAUGA